Messenger RNA from Trichomonas vaginalis G3, 828 nucleotides. RefSeq lists its product as uncharacterized. The record is from RefSeq and is a predicted model, not a curated record. The transcript has a single exon. The coding region runs from base 1 to 828 and encodes 275 amino acids. NCBI's taxonomy places the organism in Eukaryota, Parabasalia, Trichomonadida, Trichomonadidae.
AUGCCCCAACCUCAAACGAAGAAGAAGCCAGAGAAGAAAGGGCCAGGAGGCAAGGGAAAGAAGGCCGAUGAACUUGAGAAGGCAGUAGCUGGUGCAGGAUGGACAACUGCUGCUACUCAGAAGUUCCUUGAAUGCCAAACAGAUGAAGAACGUUUCCAGCAGCUAUACGCAAUGUUCACACUUACAGAAGAUCAAUACAAACACGAGCCACGCAGUGCAGCUCUAAUUGAUUUCCAUCUUGCCAAUGCUUUGUUCUGUGCUGAUAGAAAUUACGAUCUUGCUCAAACUCAGUUCGUUUGCAGAACAAUGGAUAAACUAUUACACCAUGGAAUUGAAUUAUACCAAGCAAAAAUGGAUCCAGAGGCUUACAAACCAGUUAUGCAUAUUGAAGAUAUUAAAACCGAACUAUUUAAGGAAUUCAAGGCCGCCUUCUUCGAAACUCAUCAACAUGAAGAGGAUCAGUACUUAUUUAACCUCGAAGAAACAAAAGUUGUUAUUGAAUUCGUUAGCGAUGUUUUGUUGAAUCCAAUUAGGUUAAUAAUGUUCCAAUUCUGCUAUGAGCGUGCUACAAAUCCAAUUCCUGAGACAAGAAGAGUAUUUACUCCAAUCCAACCAGUUCCACUCUCAGAAUGCGAAGAAGUACUUCCUGUUAUUGACGAAAAUCUCGCAUUCAAGCCUCCUAUUGUCCCAUCAUCAGGAAUUUGCCUUGAAGAUGCUCGCGCAAUCAUUGAAAAAUACACCGAAACUGUUAUAGAUACAAUCAACCGCCGUUACGAUGCUCUUGAUGAAAUGGCUUUAAGAAUGCAACAAAAUUCUCAAGAGGAAUAA